AGUAUACUUCAUAUAAAUUGUUCUAGGUAUUAAUAAUGCUGUUAAUCUGCGUAUUACAUACUGAAGCUCAAUAUGGGAAAGAAGAUAAUGUUGUAUUGAUUAAAAGCAGAGGGGGUGAGCGAAGAAAAGCUGAUUGUGGGGAUUCUGGAACCAUUGGUGAAAAAUGUAGAAACGGACUAAUCUGUAGGACAUUGAAUGGUGGGUCAGAAUGUAGUGGAAAGAAAUCAUUACAAAUAAAGAAAGACCUGUUCUGCGGUCAAAAAGAUACUCUGCAGCGAAGAUGUCAAAGAGGAGGAAUCUGUAUCAGGACUGCUAAGAAAUCUUUUAAAUGCAAAAAGGGUGGUCCAGGUAGAGGGGGCAAAAAAGGAUCAGGUGGAAAACGUGGGAAAAGACCAGCUAAACCUGAGGCUCCUAAAGAAGUGCAUGUUCCAAAUCAGAUAGAUUGUGAUGCUAUGGGUGUACCACCAACUUGCAGAGUGCCAACUAUGCUCUAUUUUGGAGGCAGUGGUGGAAAUGGGGCUUCCUCAUAUCCGCGCUGUAAUUCGGAAUUUUGGAAACAGCUACCUGAUUCUCCUGGGGAUGUUGGUCUUGCUAUAAUGAAAGGUGAAAUAUAUGCAUGUGGAGGUGGAUUAGAAAAUGGAGCUCAAUAUUCUGCAGACUGUUACAAGAAUGUUGGAGGAAACUGGGUAAAAAGUGCAAACUUGAAUACACCAAGAUCAAAACAUACAAUGACCACCAUAGGGAAUAGUAUGAUUGUGGCUGGUGGUAGGAAUAAUGAAGGAUUCAGGUUGCUUAGUUCCAUGGAAAUAUUCAAAGGAGAGAAAUGGGAAACUCUUGAACACAAACUACCAAUACCUGUAAAAGCUCACUGUGCUGUAGCUAUAAGUGACAAGGAAAUAUUAUUCAUUGCGGGUGAUAACACAAAUGGAAAACAUGGAGGACAAACUGUUGGCAAUCAAGUUCAAACCUACCACCUUUAGAAAGGCUUCACUGGAGAUCAAAUACCUAAUUUGAAACGUGGAAGGUAUAAUCAUGGUUGUGCAUUGUACAAGAAUGAAGUAUAUGUGUUUGGUGGGGAUGACCACGACCAUCGAGGAGGAAGUGGAGACUAUCAAUGGACUGGGGGACCUCGUCCAAUAGUUGCUUCUCAAGCAGCUGCAGCUCCUGGUUCAAAUGGCUCUGUUCCUGUUCUAGACACAUCCCAUGAGGCCAUUUGCCGACACAUGGAAAUUCUAAAUCUGGAAACAAGGACCUGGAGAGAUGGUUUGGCACCUGGUAUAUCUGAAAAGCCAGCUGGUCAGGAGGAUUAUUUUUAUCAUCCUAAUCUUGUUGUCUUGGGUGAUGAGUUAAUUAUGGAGGACGAGGACAAUGGAGAAGUAUGGCAUUUUGAUGGUACCAGUUGGCGCCAGGGCCCCACAUUGGAAACAGCUGAACGUCACAAAGUUAUUGCAUACAACUGUAAAUAAAUCAAAUUAUUUAACUUAAUGAAACAGAAACAGAAAUAAAACAGAGAAUUAAAUUGUU
This is a messenger RNA of Eurytemora carolleeae, 1524 nucleotides long. RefSeq lists its product as uncharacterized. The transcript is spliced from 17 exons. Gene Ontology annotation, molecular function: protein binding. The coding region runs from base 36 to 980 and encodes 314 amino acids. The record is from RefSeq and is a predicted model, not a curated record. NCBI's taxonomy places the organism in Eukaryota, Metazoa, Arthropoda, Copepoda, Calanoida, Temoridae.